Messenger RNA from Episyrphus balteatus (marmalade hoverfly), 4644 nucleotides. RefSeq names its product 7SK snRNA methylphosphate capping enzyme bin3 (gene bin3). The transcript is spliced from 6 exons. The coding region runs from base 536 to 4276 and encodes 1246 amino acids. Lineage: Eukaryota; Metazoa; Arthropoda; Insecta; Diptera; Syrphidae. Gene Ontology annotation, molecular function: snRNA binding; RNA methyltransferase activity; O-methyltransferase activity. Gene Ontology annotation, biological process: snRNA modification. The record is from RefSeq and is a predicted model, not a curated record.
AGCUCCACAUCCACAUGCAACUUCUCUUUAUCCCUCUUAUCGCUCUCACUUUUCCUCUUGUUGUUUACUUAUUUUAUUCAUCUAGUGGAGAAUUUCUUCUUCUGCUCUAGAGACACAAUCUUCUUGGCAGUAUUUUAUCUUUAUAAGCGAUUUAACUCAACGCAAUCGGAAAUUAUUGAGACAUAUUUGCUUCUCACCCUCAGACCGACAGACUCACCAGCACCAAGUCACAGUCACCACCAUAAUAACCUACCUCUUCUCUCGAAAAAUAUUCUCUCUUCUCUCGUUAUCAUUCAUACAUGCGCUUAUAAACUGGUGCAACGCUCUUGGUCGUCACUCGUCAUUUUUCAUAUUUGUGUUCGUUAAUCGUUGGCUCACGUUCAGUCAGGAAAGAGGCAAACAUCGCGUCGCACGGUGUCCAAGUACAAGUACAACACAGAUACGAAGGAAGAAAGCGCACAAACCCGAGUAGGUUCACAAGGAAAAGUCUAUCUUUUAUUCUUGAAAUCAAUUAAUGCGGUGGUGUUGGCUUUAAAUGGCCGACACUGGACAAUCUGUGAUAAAUCCUGGCGAUUGUCAACGAUCUUUGAUAAUGGAAGUUGCACCGGAUACCACCACAACGUCGUCGCAGCCAUCGACACUAUCUGUUACGGCAUUAACAGAACCCACAGAGCAAUGUGAAGUGUCAUCGACCACUGAUGUACCCAAUUCGAGUGGUGCACUCCUCGUCACUGGUGGCAGUGGAGGAGGCAAUGGCAACAAAAAACAACAGCUAGCAGCAGCACGUGCCGGAGGUGGUGGUGGUGGUGUGAGUAAAUUUCAUCAGUUCCGUGCUCCCCAGCAGUGUGUGCAGCAAAAAAAGAAAAUGUGGAACAAGCGACAAAACAAGUGCCAUCACCUGAAGAACCACCACGCUCAGCAACUGCAACAUCAGCACCAACAACAACAACAGCAACAGCAGCAGGCCGCAGUGAGCAAGGCAGACUUGGAGAAUAUCCAAAACAUCAAAAACCAGAUAGGCCACCACAGAUUGUCCGUUGGGGUGUGUGUGGCGUGUGGUGUAGAAGCUGCUAACAACAACAGCCAACAGGCUAAGAAUCCAAAACAGCAAGUAUACAAGAAGAUGCUUGCUCAUCGAGCUUGCAAUGGUGGAGGAGGAGGGUGUAGUGCAUGUAAUGGCGUGGGCAAUGGUGGAAAUGGUGCUCCCCCGCUAGCACAUCAUCCCAUCUUCUGUUCGCGGACCAAGUUCUUUUUGUCAGAUAAAAUACCCCGCAAAGAAGUCAUUAUUCCGCCAACGAAAUUCCUUCUUGGCGGUAACAUCUCUGACCCACUGAAUCUGAAUAGUCUGCAGAAUGAGGCUAAUUCAUCGAACAACAACACACCGGCAACGACCCCACGUCAAUCGCCAAUAACUACGCCACCAAAGGUCGAGGUUAUCAUUCCGCCAAAUAUACAUGACCCACUUCACUUGCUCGACCCCGUCGACACGAUGGAAUACGAGAAGCAACUAACCUCGCCAAUGAAGCGAAAGUCGAAAUCAUCAAAAUCAAAGCACCGCAAUCGGAAGAAGAAAACAAAACGUAAGCGUUUGGAGUCAAUAAACUCGACAUUGGACGAUAGCGAGGCAGAACGAUAUGCUGCCAUCAACAGCACAUUGGCGACUGAUUCAUUAACAAGUAGCUUCUCUGAUGGAGGCGCUACAGCUACGGCUCUUCAACAACAACAACAGCACAAUUCUUCGACUGAAUUCGAUGAUGAAGUGGGAGAGAGCAGCUGCGCAACUGAAAUGAGUCGCUCUCGGGAGAGCCAGAGCACCGGAGAAAAAGCUUUUGAUAGUGUUGCUAGUGCUGUUGGGCAACAAUCACAGCUUGAUGCUGAUGGUAAUAAAGUGUUGCCAUCUGCACUACUAACUUCGGUGAGUAAGACCGAGGAGGUGUGCAACAGCAGCAGCACCUCGAAUGCGCCUGCAACUGGUGACCGCGAAAGUGUGAAAAAGGAUUUGCGAUUGGAUUUGAGCGGAGUGGCUGAGUUGCAACAGCAACAUUUUUUCAACCACCAUCAUCACAACAACAGUUCGUCAAUAUGCAGCAGCAGCGGUGGGGGAAGCGUUGGCAGUUGCGGAGGUCGCAAACGAAAGGUCAGCGAGGGAGCCUGCUCCGCCAAGAACAAGUUUCGUCGUUUGGACUCAAUGGACAAGAUCGUUAGUCCCGUUGUUCCUCAGCCUGGUGCAUGGAAACGACCACCAAGAUUGGUGCCCACUGGAGCAAGAAAAACUUCCCGUCAUCGGUCAACAUCUGUGAGUGAAACUGAGCUGCUCAGUCCCAUAGAUGAUUUAAAAACAAUAACUGAUAGCGAUAGUAUUCGUGCAGAUACCCCUGAAAUCGAUUCAGUAUCAAAACACAUGGACACUGCCUCCAUAGGUAGCCCCCAAAGCACUGUAUCCGCCAAUACUCUCGACAAUACCUCGAUCAAUGAUAAAUGCUCUACUGCCCCCAUACAAGAAGCUAAAACUACUUCCCACAACAACAGCAACAAUAAAUUGCCAAAACUCCGACCAGACACAGCAAAAUACCAAUACGGCAACUAUGAUCGCUAUUCGGGCUAUCGCCAUCUUAACGAAUUCAUGGAUGUUCGCCUGCAAGUGUUCCAGCGUCAUGCUGAGCUCUUCCGGGGGAAGGACAUCCUGGAUAUUGGUUGUAAUGUGGGUCACAUGACUAUAACUGUAGCAAGAAAUUUAGCACCAAAAUCAAUUUUAGGAAUUGAUAUUGAUAAGAAUCUAAUUGCCAGAGCAAGAAAGAACCUUUCGAUGUUUGUGAGAAUACCAAAAGCAAACGCUGCUGAAUCAAAAGCUCUAAUUCAAGGGGACGAACAACAACAAAAAGAUGCGCAAAUAAAUGAAGAACAAGAAGAUGGCUCGAAAAAAGACAGCGCUACCAUUAACAAGCAGUCGAACAAAAGACGAAAAAAUAAUCAAAGUCGUAAUCAGCAACAACAUUACAAUCAUCAUCAUCACCACUACCAUCAUCACCAUCAUGGUCAUCAUCACUUUCAUCAUGGCUUUCCCAUGCAUCAUCAUCCUCAUCUUCAAAAUGUAGAACCACAGAAUUUAUUUCCAGUUUCAUUUCCCUUAACCUAUGGAGGUAUUCCAGAGGUCAAUAGACAAUUCCAAUCCGAGAUUGAAUCGUCUUCAUCAGCCGGCUCGGCAUUCACUGAAUUCCCGAAGAAUGUAUUUUUUCGGCAGACGAAUUAUGUGCUCAAAGAGGAAACAUUACUCAAUAAUGACACGCAGCAGUAUGAUCUGAUUGUGUGUUUAUCUGUUACUAAAUGGAUUCAUUUAAAUUUCGGUGAUAACGGUCUGAAAAUGGCUUUCAAGAGAAUGUUCAAUCAACUGCGCCCCGGUGGAAAACUUAUUUUAGAAGCUCAAAAUUGGGCGAGCUAUAAGAAGAAAAAGGAUCUAACAGAAACUAUUUAUAACAAUUACAAGAACAUCGAGUUCUUCCCUAAUAAAUUCCACGAGUAUUUGCUUAGUAAUGAGGUAGGAUUCAGUCAUAGCUAUACACUGGGAGUGCCAAGACACAUGAGCAAGGGUUUCUGUCGACCGAUUCAGCUCUAUGCUAAAGGUGAUUUCACACCUAAUCACGUUCGCUGGAGCGAUGCCUACAACCCACAAACUCCAUAUGAAGCAUACCGCGGUAUUUAUGCGACGAUGCCGCGUCAACCUCAUCCCGUGCCAAGUGCUUAUGACACGCCAUCUUGCGGUGGAAAUUCGGGAUCGUACAGCUGCCGCCAGACGCCUAUGCAUCAACCAACCUCACAGUACUACAAUCCACUGGAAACGGAUAGUUAUCUGCCAAGUUAUGAUAUUGAAGUGCUUAACCAACUCUACGUAUUCGCAUCACCUCUCUAUCAAACAGUAUGGUCACCUCCGGCCAGCAUGCGAAAUUCUUCUUCGCAUACGCCGCUCUUUGGAAGUGUGCGUGAAAUCGAAAAUGAAGAAGGUGGCGCCAGCUCGAGUUUCCAUCGACACGUUUACCCACCAAAUGAUGAGACGUCAUCGCCAAACGCCAACGGCGCCUUCAACAGCAUACGUGACGCCGACACCGAUGAUUCUCAAACAAAUUCUGCCGUGCACCAUGUAUAUGCCAAUUGUGAAAGUUCUUCGUCGCCACAUGUGAAUGAUUCCGAGACCCAGGAUGGCCUGGAAGAAGUAGCUGUUCCACACCAUAGACCAACUUAUGAACCAAAUGGCGGCUGCGGUGACUCGAAUGAGUCCUAAAUUGUUUUCUAUACAUAUAAGUGUAUAUUAAUUUUUAUUAAACGUGUGUUAUAGUAUUUUAAGUAAUAAUUUUAUUAUUUUAAUGAAGCAAAUCUUAUAUACACGGAAAAUAAAUUUUUAAAUAUAAUAUAGAUACCCAUAUACAUAUGUAUUAAAAAAAUGUAAUAACUUAUAGGAAACUAAAUUUAUAUUUAAAGUAAAGAAAAAAAAAAAAAAACAAUUUUUUUAAAUUAAAUCUGUGAUUUGAAUUUAUGAAACAUUUAAAACGGAAAAAAACUAACAAAAAAUUGUAAAAAAGUAAAAAAUAAUGGAUAUAAAAAAAAAUUAUACUAUAGUAUGCAAAAAGUUGAAUAAAAUGCAACACAUUU